Suillus clintonianus is the source of this 1109-nucleotide messenger RNA. Its product is annotated as P-loop containing nucleoside triphosphate hydrolase protein. The record is from RefSeq and is a predicted model, not a curated record. The transcript is spliced from 6 exons. NCBI's taxonomy places the organism in Eukaryota, Fungi, Basidiomycota, Agaricomycetes, Boletales, Suillaceae. Gene Ontology annotation, molecular function: nickel cation binding; GTPase activity. Bases 138 to 965 code for a protein of 275 amino acids.
GCGCGACUUGGUUGCGUCGGUCACGGAGGAACAGUAGGUUAUAGCGCCCGCCGGCAGACUCCGAGUGUUCAUCAAUCGUAACUUAGUACUGCUCAGAACGCCGAUCACGGUCGGUGAUAGUCACCUUAUCAUUGAUAAUGAGUGUUCAAUUCAUCAACAAUCUAAAUUCUUCCACAAGCCAGCCAAGUCAAGCUCACUCGCACGAGCUUGGUGGUGCGCCUCACGAUCAUGGCGACCACGGUCAUACACACGAGCACCUAGAUCACCCAGGUAAAUUUGCAGAGCGGGACCUCCCCGACUAUUCGUUACGAAACUUCCAAGAAAGAGGCUUUACCAUCGGAAUUGGCGGACCUGUUGGUUCCGGUAAAACAGCCUUGACCCUUGCGUUAUGCAAGAAGCUUCGUAAUAAAUAUAACAUCGCUACUGUGACGAACGAUAUCUUCACUCGCGAAGACCAGGAGUUCCUUAUUAAGAAUAAGGCUCUCCCGACGCCUCGCAUUCUAGCUAUUGAGACCGGUGGCUGCCCUCAUGCGGCGAUCCGCGAGGAUAUCAGUGCAAACAUGGGUGCUUUGGAGACACUUCAAGCAAAGUUUGGCUGCCAACUCCUUUUCGUGGAAAGUGGAGGGGAUAACCUAGCUGCCAAUUAUUCCCGGGAAUUAGCCGACUAUAUUAUAUACGUCAUAGACGUGGCGGGAGGAGACAAGAUUCCCCGUAAAGGUGGGCCAGGAAUUUCGCAGUCUGAUCUUUUGGUAAUAAACAAGAUCGACAUCGCGCAAUAUGUUAACGCAUCUCUUGAUGUGAUGAGGCGUGAUUCGAAACUCAUGCGUGGAGACGGCCCAACCGUCUUUACAAGCAUAAAGAACGACCAAGGCGUCGAUGACAUCGUGGAGCUUAUCUUAGGUGCUUGGCGAACAGCCGGCGAACCCGGCACACAAGGUGCAGUGGGUGAUGUCGAUGAUGAGUGAGGGGCCAAAGAAUGUUUGAAAGAAUUGCAAUACGAUGAACGAGGAUGUGAUAAACGAAUGCUAUGAGAAACUGUAAGCAACUGCCUUGUACCGUAUCGCUGUGUUAAGCAUGAUAUUUUAAACUUUAUUUAACUUUAUUUUGAA